Oreochromis aureus is the source of this 3494-nucleotide messenger RNA. It is a transcript of the gene zfyve21, whose product is annotated as zinc finger, FYVE domain containing 21. The coding region runs from base 76 to 753 and encodes 225 amino acids. Gene Ontology annotation, molecular function: metal ion binding. Lineage: Eukaryota; Metazoa; Chordata; Actinopteri; Cichliformes; Cichlidae. The record is from RefSeq and is a predicted model, not a curated record. The transcript has 7 exons.
GGUGUGCCCAGAUGAGAGUUUUGUGGUCGAAGGAGACUCUGCUGAACACAGAGGAGAAACACACGCUGAAGGAAAAUGUCUUCAGUUCCUGACGGGAAGAAACUCAUCCGCAGUCCCAGCGGCCUUCGCAUGGUUCCGGAAAACGGCGCCUUUAGCAGUCCUUUCUCGCUGGACGAGCCGCAGUGGGUUCCGGACAAAGAGUGCCCCAGAUGUAUGCAGUGCGACACCAAGUUCGACUUCAUCAAAAGAAAGCACCACUGCCGGCGGUGUGGCCGAUGUUUCUGUGAUAAAUGCUGCAGUAAGAAAGUGGCGCUGCAACGCAUGUGUUUUGUUGAUCCGGUGCGGCAGUGCGCCGAGUGCAGCCUGGUGUCCCAGAAAGAGAUGGAGUUUUACGACAAGCAGCUCAAAGUGCUUCUGGGAGGAGGCACCUUCAUUGUCACUUUGGGAACGUCGGAGAAGUCUGAAACCAUGAUGUGUCGCCUCUCCAACAACCACAGAUAUCUGUUCCUCGAUGGUGAAAGCCACUUUGAGGUUGAGCUGUCUCGGAUCUCCAGCAUGCAGAUUUUGACAGAUGGGACAAGUCCAGGAGGAGGGUCAAGAGCCAGUGGAAUGCUACUCCAUUACAAGCCAAUGGGCUCUCAGGAUGUCCAGCAGCUCCGCAUGGAGGCAGCAGAUGAUAAGAAGGUGGCCUCAUUAUGGUUGGCUGCAAUGCACAAGGCAGCCAAACUGCUGUACGAAGCUCGAGACCAGUGAGGACCAGAACUGAAGCUCCAGGCAGCACACACCCAAGUGUUUUGCACCCAUCUCAGUCGGGUUUGGUACCCUUUGGAUAUUAUUAAGGCCACUUCCUCUUCUGCUUAUCUGUCCGAUUCCUCAUUGGUUCUUGAUACCAGUUCUAUUCAUGGUAAUUUUUGCAAAUGUUUGUAUGAAAAAUGACUUUUAUUACCUCUAUAACCAGUACUUUGUACAUAAUGUUUACCACAAGUACGCUGCUUGGACCUAUUUGUUUAAUUUUUUUUUAAAGAAAUAAUUUUACAUUGACUUCAUUUAAUCCUCUUUUGUGUUAAUUCAUAAAUCAGGGCAUGCAGCAUUAAUAUUUCUACUCAAAAAUAUAACAAGAAGAAGAAGGUUUGUUUUGUUUUUUUGCCAAUUUAAAAUUAUUUACAGAAUUCAUUAGAUUUUAAUUUUAUUUUUUAAAACAUUAAACAUGUCACAAAAUGAGGCAUUGCACCUUUUUUAUUAACCAUCUUCCAUGGUUGAAUUAUGGUGACAUUAUAACUUUGUUAUGCUGCUACAAGAGAAGUGAUAAAGUGUGUCUUUGCAGGUUUACUUAGGGUGACCUUAACAGAACCAAGUAGGGACUUGGUCAUUGAACUGUCCGCAGUACCCAGAUCUUCCACACAGAGCGUCAUCACAAGUAGUUUGAAGGACAAAUCCACCCUGAAAUCCUUUAUCGCAGACAGAAAAGCAGCUUUUUGUGAUGUUACUGGCACUUCAGGAUUCAGCUGUCCUUCAUUUCUGGUAAUCUCAUAACAAGAAAAGGUUUGAACAAACACAGUUGUUCCUGAAAUGCCAAUAACGUCACAGACUUACAUCCAGUUUAUAUGAAAGUAACAUUACAUGGUGGAUUUUCCCUUCAGUGACAGUUCCGUUUAAAUGUUGAAAGUUUAGGUGAAAUCUUCUUUUUCAGUUAUUAACUGCUUCAAAUAUUCACAGUCGUACAUCUUUAGGCCUUUUUGUCUAAAAACUUCAACUUUUCACUGAUUCUAGUGAAGUAUACACACAAAGACAUAAACAAAUGCUUUAAAUAUAGUUUCAUGCAUUAAAGUUUUGUACAAAAUAUAUUGCUGAAUAUUCCUACUUUAGCACAAGCUGUGUAUGUAUUUGCAUAAUUUUUAAAGCUGAAGUAUGACUCUAGUUUUUGUAAUACUUGUAUAUUCCUUUUUGCCAUUACUCUAAAGCCCCAAAACAUUUUUUUAAUCUUUAUUUUUGUCAUUAUUGUGCAGACCAACAAACAGGAUGUCAGAUCUCAGCUAUCCAUCAGCCAUGUUGAAUUGACAGGUCUUUCAGUUAGCAGGUUGUUACUUAGGUAUUCUAAUCAAAGACGUAAUUGUUAAAGUGUUGAGCACAAGAAAACUAUCAUUUUCAUUUGCGUUGCAGCCAAAUUUAUAUGCUAAAGUACUCUAUUUACAAAAAAAAUAAAAUAAAAAAGUUUCUGAAGAAGUUGAAACUAAAUGGCCACUUUAGACUGUUUUAGUAUGCGGCUUUAGUGCCCAGAAAAGCCCAAUUUUUACUGUGAAAACAGUUUAAAUUGGGUGGUAGUUUGGGGAACUUUGGAUGAAGCUGUAUAAAAAUCAUUAUGUUUGUCUUAAAAACAUUUAUUAAGUAAUAAGCAUGAGCAUUGUGACACAAAAAGUCACGUUUUCAGGUGUAUGUCAUGGUCUUCAGCACAGCGGCAGAUACUUACUGUCAAACUUUGAGCAUAUAAUAAUAACAGGUCGUCAUACUGUAGGCGGCGUAUAUACCGGAUGGCAAAUAAAUGAACUUCCUGUACAGAGGAAAGCCCUGGAAAUGGUCAGUAAAAUUAACUUUUAGGUUCUCUUUAAUUAAACUGUGUGCUUCGGUCUACAUCUGAGUUAACGUGUCCGUUAAACGCACAGCAGCUCGUCAGCUGUUAAUGUUGUAAUACUUCAAGUACAGUUUGGUGCAGUUUUACAGGCAUCUGCGUGUCUUCCUUUUUCCCCAAGCUUGAGGAAAGAAAUUAAUGGUUUAAUAGAGCACAGAACGGGCUAACAUUUAGUGAAAUGUCUGACUUUUUUUUUUUUCCCCCCCACUUUAUCGCUUCCAGUGAAAAAAACAUUCUCCACCCCAACACCCCUUUGUGACAAAGGUUAUUUUUAUACUCACCUGAGAAUUAAUGUUGCUGUUAUUUGGUUUCAUGUUCUUCGAAGAGAAGAUAGUGAAGUGUUUGUGUAUGAGACAUUUGUGUGUUCCUGCUUUGAAGUAUUGCUGUACAUUGACAGGGUGUAAAGUUUUCUCAUUCAACAGUUGCUGGUGUUGAAAACAGAUGUUAAUAACUGCACAGUCAACAACAAAAAUUAGCAUCAAUCUUUAGUCAUGUAUGUUUUUUUCCCCAGUACCGCAUGUUGCGCACUAAUGGGAUACACAUUAUUUUUUACUUCUGUGUUAAUUUUUUUUUUAAAAAUCUCAGUAACACUCUGAACUGAAACUAAUUGGUUCAAGUUUAAUCAGUUGAAAACAGAUGCACAUCUACUGAGUUUUGUGUCGUUGGCUCAAUGUGCAGCUCUUUUCUUUUAAAAUGUAAUUAUUUUAUUUUAAGUUCGCACUACAUUUAAAAUCACCAAGUCAACCAGUGUUUGUAUCUGCACUUUAUGGCCACUCAUUAUUCCCUAUCAAAUCUUUUAUUUUGCUCAAAAUGCUAAACUGCAUCCCUUUGAUGGAUUUUUCUUUUAAUAAAGUCCAGUGUUUUUAAA